Messenger RNA from Erigeron canadensis, 438 nucleotides. Its product is annotated as glutaredoxin-C1-like. The transcript has a single exon. The coding region runs from base 1 to 438 and encodes 145 amino acids. The record is from RefSeq and is a predicted model, not a curated record. NCBI's taxonomy places the organism in Eukaryota, Viridiplantae, Streptophyta, Magnoliopsida, Asterales, Asteraceae.
AUGCAAUAUCAAGCGGCAACCGAGUCGUCAUGGAGAAGCAACAACACCGGGCAUUACUACAACUACAACUAUAACUACUGCUUGCCCGUAAACCGACACUAUCCUAUAGUGACCGUUGACCCGUUGGAACGGGUAGCAAAGCUAGCCUCUCAAAAUGCGGUUGUGAUAUUCAGUUUGAGCACAUGUUGCAUGUGUUACGCUGUCAAGAGCUUGUUCUCUGGGAUGGGUGUCAACCCGACUGUUUAUGAGCUCGACGAGGACCCGGUUAGAGGGAAAGAGAUGGAAAAGGCUUUGGUUAGACUUAUGGGCAGCACCACGGCGGUGCCGGUGGUGUUCAUUGGUGGCAACUUAGUUGGUUCCAUGGAUAGAGUCAUGGCUUCACAUAUCAAUGGGACUUUGGUUCCACUUCUUAAGCAAGCUGGUGCCCUCUGGCUCUGA